Aspergillus homomorphus CBS 101889 is the source of this 1893-nucleotide messenger RNA. RefSeq names its product WD40 repeat domain-containing peptidylprolyl isomerase. The transcript has 3 exons. Gene Ontology annotation, biological process: protein peptidyl-prolyl isomerization; protein folding. Gene Ontology annotation, molecular function: peptidyl-prolyl cis-trans isomerase activity; protein binding. The coding region runs from base 1 to 1893 and encodes 630 amino acids. Lineage: Eukaryota; Fungi; Ascomycota; Eurotiomycetes; Eurotiales; Aspergillaceae. The record is from RefSeq and is a predicted model, not a curated record.
AUGCCUGCUGAAGAGGAGCAGAAGCUGGCGUCUACCAAGCGUCCCAUAUCCGCCGUCGAUGGCGCCGGUGAAAAUGGCGACGACUCGUCAUCCGACGAUGACUUCGGCCCAGCCCUCCCCUCCGCGGACGCCCCAAAGAGGAAACGCCGCAAGCUCCCGUUUGAAAAAGUCUACGUGAAUGCGCUGCCUGCGUCGCCGCGGUAUUCCAAGUCGCUCAUGCACAAGGACCAAUUAUCGUUCCUCACAGUCACCCCGCAUACGGAUUUCCUGAUCACCUCGUCGAUCGAUGGAGUCGUCAAAUUCUGGAAGAAAAUGGCCGUUGGGAUCGAGUUUGUGAAGGAGUUCAAGGCCCAUGCGACGGAGAUCAAGCAUGUGAGCGUCAGCGCAGACGGAAGAAGCUUUGCGACGACCGGAGCGGACAAAACGGUUAAGAUAUUUGACGUGAUCACCUUCGAUCUACUGGCCAUGCUCACCCUCGACUUCAACCCGCGUUGCGUGUGCUGGGUUCACCGCCGCGGCGCCUCCCUGCCGCUCCUGGCAGUGACCGACGAAGAAAGCAGCGUGAUCCAGAUCUUCGACGGCCGCGGCGAAAACCCUACGCCAUUACACAUAGUCAAGGCCAUCCACCGCAGUCCGGUGGUAGCGAUCGCCUUCAACGACGCGUACGACUGCGUGAUCUCCGCCGACGAGUCCGGGAUGAUCGAAUACUGGCGGGCGGGCGACGGGUCGUUCGAGAAACCAGACAAUGUAUUCGAGCUGAAGUCGUCGACGAACCUGUUCGAAUUCAAGAAAUCGAAAUCGACGCCGGCGUCGCUGACGAUCUCGCCGUCUGGCGAACAGUUCGCGACGAUCUCGUUCCCGGACCGGCAGAUCCGGGUCUUCGACUUCGCGUCGGGGAAGCUCUACCGCAAAUACGACGAGUCGCUGACGACGAUCAUGGAGAUGCAGCAGGCGGGCACGGCGCUGUACCAGCUGGAGGAGGUGGAGUUCGGGCGGCGGCUGGCGGUGGAGCGGGAGCUGGAGAACGCGGUCACCAAGCCAAAAGUCAACGUGCUGUUCGACGAGUCGGGCCACUUCAUCCUGUACGGGUCGCUGCACGGGGUCAAGUGCAUCAACACGUACACGAACCGGGUGGUGCGGGUGUACGGACGGGACGAGGCGUUCCGGGCGCUCAACGUGGCGCUGUACCAGGGCCAGCCGCAGAAGAAGGGGGUGGUAACGGUGUCGAUGGCGGCGAGCGCGAACCCGCUGCUGCAGGAAUCCGAAGAGCGCGACCCGAUCCUGGUGAGCACGGGCUACGGCAAGCUGCGGUUCUACCUCUUCACCAACGAGACCGACGCGCCCAAAUCCACCCGCGACAUCCACAACGAACGGCCCCGCGACGCCGCGGCCAACGACGCCGCCACCGCGCCCCAGAAAUCCGCCGAGCUCGGCACCUCCGCCAUCCUGCACACGACGAUGGGGGACAUCCACCUGCGCCUGUACCCGAGCGCGGCGCCGAAGGCGGUCGAGAACUUCACGACGCACGCCCGCUCGGGCUACUACAACAACACGAUCUUCCACCGGGUGAUCCGCAAGUUCAUGAUCCAGGGCGGCGACCCGCUGGGUGACGGCACGGGCGGCGAGUCGAUCUGGGGCGGCGAGUUCGAGGACGAGUUUUCGUCGCUCAAGCACGACAAGCCCUACACGCUGUCCAUGGCCAACGCCGGCCCCAACACGAACGGCAGCCAGUUCUUCAUCACCACCGAGAAGACCCCCUGGUUGGACGGGAAGCAUACCGUGUUUGGCCGUGCCGUGCAGGGGCUCGACGUCGUGCAUAAGAUCGAAAACACUAAGACCUACAAGGAGAAGCCCGAGCAGGAUAUCAAGAUCGUGAGUAUCACCGUGUCAUGA